AGAAACCCUAGCAAGAUUCUUAUAUUUAAACAUAAAAAUUUUCGACAGCUCCGUCCUUUUGCUCAUCUUCUGCAUUUACCGCCGCUUCAUCUUCUCCCCAGCUCCCCAGCUCCGGCCAGGCCGUACAGUUUAAGUAAAAAAAAGUGUGGUGAAAGAUGGGUCGUGUUCGUACCAAAACCGUGAAGAAAUCAUCACGUCAGGUGAUAGAGAAGUACUACUCAAGGAUGACACUAGACUUCCACACGAACAAGAAGAUCUUGGAGGAAGUCGCGAUCAUCCCGUCGAAAAGACUACGGAACAAGAUCGCUGGAUUCUCCACACACUUGAUGAAACGUAUCCAAAAGGGUCCAGUCCGCGGGAUCUCGCUCAAGCUGCAAGAGGAGGAGCGCGAACGGAGAAUGGACUUUGUCCCCGACGAGUCGGCGAUUAAAACGGAUGACGUUAAGGUGGAUAAAGAGACGCUAGAGAUGCUUGCUUCAUUGGGGAUGUCUGAUGUUUCCGGGUUUUCUCAAGUGGAGACACAAGCAGCCGUGGUACCGAGCAAUACGUUUGGCCGUGGUGGAAGAAGAUUCUAAAGGCAUUUUUUUGAAUCUAACAAAUGAGUUUUGUUUUGUUUUUUGGAGUGUUUAUGGAUUAAUUCAACGUUGUUUCCAUGGAUUCGAGAUUAAAAAUUUACGAGCUCUCACUUUGUUUUAAUAUAUCGAAUUAAAUCA
This is a messenger RNA of Brassica napus (rape), 713 nucleotides long. Its product is annotated as 40S ribosomal protein S17-3. Bases 156 to 575 code for a protein of 139 amino acids. Gene Ontology annotation, biological process: translation. The transcript has 2 exons. Gene Ontology annotation, cellular component: ribosome. The record is from RefSeq and is a predicted model, not a curated record. Lineage: Eukaryota; Viridiplantae; Streptophyta; Magnoliopsida; Brassicales; Brassicaceae. Gene Ontology annotation, molecular function: structural constituent of ribosome.